Colletotrichum gloeosporioides is the source of this 1044-nucleotide messenger RNA. RefSeq lists its product as uncharacterized. The record is from RefSeq and is a predicted model, not a curated record. The transcript is spliced from 3 exons. Bases 1 to 1044 code for a protein of 347 amino acids. NCBI's taxonomy places the organism in Eukaryota, Fungi, Ascomycota, Sordariomycetes, Glomerellales, Glomerellaceae.
AUGCACACAUACUUCCUCGGGCUAAGUCUCGUCGGCUACGAUGCCCUAUGGGGGAGGAUGAUCCGCAGUGGUGUGGCCGGGUCUGUGGGUUCAGUAAAGCGGACAGGCACUUUUCCGAACGGCGAUGUUCUCCGAACCAGCUUCACCGGCAUAUCUGGCUUUGACCAAUUUCUCGUCCCGGCUGUCAUCUUCUACAACAACAUUCUCGGUAACGGAUCUUCAGCCGAUCGCAGGCUGCUCGUCAGUCUUUUCACAACAAUGCAAACGGUGUCACACUGUAUGCUAGUCCUAGGAUGGGACCGAGGGAUGCGGCCGCCUUGGGCGAUUCUAGAGCAUCUGUCUUGGGGCGUUUUCAAUCAAGCCUGGGGCGCUGCGGCUGUGUAUCCUCUCUACUGCUUCACGCAUAUCGAGCGUUUUCUCAAUACUGCCCGCGGUCGUGAAGAGUCGGAGGUCGGCCCAUCCGAUUCCAACGAGGCAUUUGCGCUGAUUCCGACCGCAAUCCUGGGCGCCAUAACCCCAGCGAUGCUGCUCUAUCCCGCGUUCAGUCCAUCCUGCACCACAGGCCAACGACAAGGACUUAUCGCAUUCUAUCGUUUUACCCCUCUCGCUUUGGCAGUCGCUCAUGCUGCUUGUUGUUGGGCCCAAAAGAAAUUGUCAGCAUACUUGGCGUGGAAGUCGGCGCCGGCGAGUGCAAAAGCCUACACUAUGGCGUCUUUGAUGUUUUCGGGUUUUGCUGCCGCAGCUGGGCACUUGUGGGCUUUGCUGAGCCCGUCGGAGGGUGGUUUGCGACGCGUCUUUUGGCCGGCCGAGUACAUCGACAAAGCCUCAACUACAGUCAUUGCGGAUGGAGCACGAGACUUCCUUCAAUGGGACAUGUUUGUAAUUACAGCAGCCCUUGUCCCGUUCGCGGAUCAAGUGCUGAAAUCAUCGGCAUUGCUUCAUCGAUUGAAAAGGCGGAAGCGGUUCUCAACUCGGGAUACUCUCGCCUGGUGCCGUACUGGCAUUUUCGCUAGCUCUGAAAAUGUCUUCAUGAAGUUGAGCUGA